AACAAGUAAAUAAAACAAAAAAAAGCGAAAUAUAUGCUAAAACUGUCAUCAGGUAUGACUGUCACUGGUUUACGUGUGAAUAUGACUAGCCCGACGGUACCACCGCAAACCGCCAUGAAUACAGCCAACAGUUCCACUACCACUGUUGUGGUAUCGCCACCGGCCACGGCCAUUACCACCACACCCACAUCACCCUCCGCCAUAAUAAUGGCCCAUCAACAGCAUUUACGGAAUCUGCAGCAAUCACAUCAACAUACCCUAAAUAAGACCACAUCGCGUUUAAGUAAUUUCAGUGUGGCCUCACUGUUGGCCGAUACCAGGCCAAGGUCUCCAAGUCAUAAUUCGCAUUAUGGUGCUGAUAAUACGAGCAAUAUGCCAACGAAUUUGUCGAGUACACCAUCGGCUGCCACCUCACCUGUAUCACACGAAUCCUCGUCAUCACCUGCCUCACCAAAUCAUCCAGCAGCAACACAUCCGCCACAAUUCCAUCCUGUGACAAUGGCCCAUCAUGCCCAUUUACUGCAUGCGGCCCAUGUAGCCCAGCAACAACAUGCCGCCGCCAUGGCUGCUGCAGCAGCGGCAGCUGUGGGAGCAUCCACAAAUCCAAAUGGCAAUCCCCACUUACCUCAUCAUUUACCCGCCCACCUAAGACAUCCUCUGAAUCCAACCUCGGCCAGCGGUAAUCCAUCAAAUAAUGAAAAUACAAAUAGCAACAACAACAACACAACUACCCCACCACAAUCAUCCGGCGCCAGUUCAAAUAAUCCUGCCGAAUCAAUGUCCACAACAACAAAUUCCGCCUCCUCUGUAACGGCCAAAUGUGAACGAAACUCACCCAUUGGCAGUUCCAUUGAUUCGGAACUGGAAUAUGAUGAAGAUUUGAAUGAUCAAGAUUUGGAACAUGAUGAAGAAGAAGAUUCCAUUGUGGAUAUUGAAGAUAUGAAUGCUGAUGAUUCACCACGUUCAACACCCGACGGUUUGGAUUCAAGUAAAUCUCCAGAUGCUGGUAGUGCCAAUUCAUUGGCAAAUUCUCCACAUUUACUGUCGCCUGCGGUUUUGGCUGCCUCGGGGCAUGGACCCAUUAGACCAACACCAUUUAGUGCCUUGGCUGCGGCUGCAGUGGCCUGGGGUGGUAUUGGUGGUGCUGGGGUACCAUGGCCGGGCGCCAGGCAAAUGCCACCAUUUGGACCACCAGGACUAUUUCCGGGACAAGGUUUCGGAGGUGGAGAUGCAAAUGAACCGCCACGUAUUAAAUGCAAUUUACGUAAACACAAACCCAAUCGUAAACCCCGCACACCAUUCACCACACAACAACUGUUGUCGCUGGAAAAGAAAUUCCGUGAAAAACAAUAUCUAAGUAUUGCUGAACGUGCUGAAUUUUCCUCCUCCCUAAGGCUAACGGAAACACAAGUGAAAAUUUGGUUUCAAAAUCGUCGUGCCAAGGCGAAACGUUUGCAAGAGGCUGAAAUUGAGAAAAUUAAAAUGGCUGCUUUGGGUCGUGGUGGUCCGGGUGCCCAAUGGGCCAUGGCCGGUUACUUUCAUCCCAGUCUAAUGCAUUUGGGUUAAAGUCUC
This is a messenger RNA of Musca vetustissima, 1572 nucleotides long. RefSeq names its product muscle segmentation homeobox (gene Dr). Gene Ontology annotation, biological process: regulation of transcription by RNA polymerase II; embryonic morphogenesis. Bases 34 to 1566 code for a protein of 510 amino acids. Gene Ontology annotation, molecular function: RNA polymerase II transcription regulatory region sequence-specific DNA binding; DNA-binding transcription factor activity, RNA polymerase II-specific. The record is from RefSeq and is a predicted model, not a curated record. Gene Ontology annotation, cellular component: nucleus. NCBI's taxonomy places the organism in Eukaryota, Metazoa, Arthropoda, Insecta, Diptera, Muscidae. The transcript has 3 exons.